UCGUUCAAAUGUCUUAAAGACAAGUUUCGUUUACGACACAGUAUUGAGAAUGUAGCUUGUUGGUAGGGUAAUGAAGAGUACUGGUGGGAAGGAUAUGAAAGAACAAGCUGGAGAGGAUAAGAAGGUUCUCCUGGAUCCAGUUCCAGUUCUAGAUCUAGGAGAUCUCAGCCAGGAUGAAGGAUACAAGGACGGAGUUAAGAAAACAAAGAGAGCUCGGGUGAAGGGGGAGGAUGACGUGGCAGAUGUAACUAAGCGGAGACGAACCUGGGAGCUUUGGUCAGUCGGAGAUAAACAUAUUUUCUUCGAAGCUCUCAAUGAGUUCGGAAAAGAUUUUGAUAAGAUUCAAGCUCAUUUUCAGAGCAAACUGAAGAAUAAAAAGAAUAUACCUGCAGAUUAUAUUAAGAAUAAAAAUCAAAUCCGACAUUUCUAUUAUAGGAGCUGGCACAAGAUCUCGUCGUACAUCAGCUUCGACGUAGAUCUAAAGAAAAGUACAAAGGAAUUGUUUGGAUUGAUCAACUAUGGAGAACUAUGGAAGAAAGUUGGCGGAACUAUUGAUGAUAAAUUAGGCGCCAAGCUUGAAGAAUUGGUUCAAAAAGGGUUUGCAACUCUCAAGCACAAAGGAAAGACUUUUCGAGUGAAAACUCCUGUUUGUCGAGCUCUGAAAAGGAUUCACAAUAAAGGAGAUAUAUCUGGUAAACAGAAAGGGACUAAGGUUCUCCCCUCCAGGGUUGCAAUAGACCUGAAACCCAGGGAAACCAAGGACUGGUAUAAGGUUCAGAAACUUGCUCAAAAUCCACAUAUCAAGGUUUCACUCCUUCUCCAGAGAAAGGUUUCAUCCCUGAUCAACUGUCUGAUGAAGAAAUGGCGAUCUCGAGAUGAAAAACUCCUGGAAUCUCUGCAAGGGGUCUCCAGUCCUGUUAAAAAUAUGACUGAAUUAAUAUUGUUCCCAGUCAAGGAUGUUAAGAUGAAGAUCCCUGUGAUCACAGCAGCUCCGAUCAUCACCAGCUCUCAGAUCAGUUUACAAAGCAUGAAACCAAACAGUUUUAAUUCAAAUUUCAAACCUAAGAUAAAAUUGAAGUUUUCCGAGGAAGAAACCCUUGUGACGGAAACCAACGGAAACGGCGGGGAAGGAGGAAGCGAAGACGGUUUUACUCAAACUCAAGAUUGUGAUAGAAUAUUUAACCAGUCAGAUAACGGAUCUCAGGAAGAGACUGAUGUUGCGGAGGAUUUUUUAUCCCACGACGAUCUACUGGAUUUGUGGGAAGCAGACGGCAGUAGAUCUCCGGGUCCUAACCCAGAUAAAGAGUCCGACGUGGAGAUGGACAACGACAAGGAUGAGGACAGAGACGAGGACAAGGAGUUGGAGGACGAGGAUAAAGACGAACAGGACGAGGAGAAACACCAGACAGUGGAUUCCAAAGAUGACGAAACCAAAAUUUUAAAAACAAACUUUUCCAACCUGAAAUCCUUUGAUCCUUCUCAAGGCUGGAGUUUAAACAAUGUGGAAGACUUGACUGUCGGAGAACUAUAUUUGAUGCUGGGGGACGAGGGAGGGAAUACUUUUCAAUUAGAAUAUCACUGGAGGGAGGUGAAGAAUGAGUCCCUAGAUCCUUGUAUUAAUCAAAAUCUUGGAGCAGAGUGCCAGACCUUGUUGAGCAGGCUGAUCAAGCUAUCUAGCUCCCAACCAAAUAAACCAGGACGGGGGAGACAAAACAGUUUAUCAUCAACAAGUCCAACUGUCAGAAAUAUCUUGUCUCCUGUGUCGUCUCCGAUUACCUCCCGUCAGAGUCCUGGGACUAGGGUGCUCGGGGUGGGAAGGGGUGUGGCUAAACAGUUGCCGCUUAUAUCUGAGCUACCGGAGAAACCUGGUAGUCCUCUGGCAGUUCCUCUGGAACCGGAAAUAGAGUUUAGGAAACCUUUGGCUCCGGCAGUAAAACCUCCCGCCCUAUCCUCAACCUUUCAGAAACAAAUUGGACAAUAUUUCCCCAAGUUUUCAAACCGUCGAGGUCGUCAGAAUCGAAACCGUGCCAAAAACCAGCUCGUAGGUCGUCAAAUCCUUCAACCCGUUCAACCCAAGCAGACACAUCAGAUAGUUCAGCACCUACUCCUUCCCCUCGCCACCAAUACUCUACCUGGAAACAUAAACCCAUUCAUUAUAGAGUCUCCUCUCACCAUUCUUCAGACAACUAACAUGCCCUCCUCCACCCUCAUUAGUGAUCCUGUAUCUCCUGUUCCUCCUUCCUCUCCUCCACAGAUAUGUAUCCCGUCCCCUGCUCUUUCUCCAGCCCGGAGAACUCCGUCCCCAACCCCGUCCUUUUCCUCUCUCAUGGACAUAUCUUUCCCGGAGUCUACUCCGGUUACUCCGUCCAAAGAUCAGUUUAUGUCUCUGAUUGAUGAAGGUUCCUUGUUGCAUACUCCUCCCCGUCCUAGUACUCCGAACCCUAGCUCCCCCUCCAGGUGCCUCACGGACAGUGCCGACCUAUCCCUCACCUCCUGGGCACUCAACUUCGAGUCUCCAGUUAAACUUAGUUCUGGACCUCCUAAUUUACAUAAUGAUGAUUCUCAAGCAUCCACAAUAUCUACCAAUAGCGAGGUUGACCGACAGCUGACAGCAAUGAUGAACGAGAAUUCCCUGGACUUCACUUCGAAGUUUAGGCAGCUCGCUAAACACGUGACCAGCUUCGACUGUAACUAAAUACUUAACCAUCUUCGAAAUUGAUAACGUGACUACUGACCAGCUUUGGCUCCAACUAUACAUGUGACCAGCUUCAAUUGCAACUAAACACGUGACCAGCUUCAGCUGAAACAAGUGAUAAAUUUCGACUUCAGCUAAUUACGUGACCAGCUUCGAUUGUAAAUUAACACGUGACCACCUUCGCCUUCAACUGAACUAAAAAUAUGGACACAGUUAAUACUUCUGGGGGUCUUAAAUUAUGGAAAUCAAAUGACGACAUAAAAUCGUUCUCUGACUUAAACUGUAAAUUAAGAAUAAGUAAGUUCACAUUAAAAGAAAACAAGUUGUAAACAAUUGCUUUUUUAUCUUUAAAAACGACGCCAGUAUUGGAAAAUUAGACAAUUUCAUAUUAAAUAGUUUAAAACUGAAACAAAUAUUCUUCUUAUUUUCAUCAGUUUUAAAGGCCGGUACAACUCGUAUAACAAAGGUAUGUAAAUUUUAAAGAAGGGCAUGCCCGAUACACUUAAACCUUUAUCUGAUCAAUAAUGUGGAAGUUAUUUGUCGUUUUUUUAACAUAAAAUUGCUUAGUUUCAUAUGUUAAAUAGCGAAAAUCUGUCUAGUCACAAUUAACAGUGAACCUAAAGUUGAAAAUAAUCGAUUUUUAAAGUCAAAAACAUGGAUAUCUCAUUCAUUCUUUAUCAUUUCUACAGCCCCUUUAAACGGUUGAAACUCGUUAUUUGAUUUCCGUGAUUAUCAAAACAACUUCCAGAUAACUAAUGAGAAUACAAGUAAGGAGAGAGGUUUAGGGGGCGUUUAAAUUUUACGGUAACGUUUUAUAACAGCUCUAGCUCAGCCCCCCCCCCCCCAUCCAUCUGAUCCAGAAUACGGAUCUUUGUUUUCGAUUCUUGAAUAGAACUUGUUCCUGAGAUGUCCGAACACUUCACAAUAUAAUGAAAACAAACCCUAUCCCUCCCCUUAAUUAUAUAUCAAUUUGCAGAAACUACAUAACAAAACCUAAAUCUUUGUUAGAAAUUUAAACCAACCGUGGGAUCAAAUACUUGUUUUGUUAGCAUAGUGCCUUUGACAAAUUUUGCUUGUGUUCCUUUGCUGAAGUGUGUUAAUCUCAUUUUCAUUAUAUUAUGAACCCAGACUAUAAAGUUUUUUCCAGUUAAAAUAGAUAUGAGCUCAUUCAAUAAAAAAAAAUUCAA
Molecule: messenger RNA, 3882 nt
Organism: Eurytemora carolleeae
Lineage: Eukaryota; Metazoa; Arthropoda; Copepoda; Calanoida; Temoridae
Gene: crm
Product: protein cramped-like
Exons: 4
Coding region: 71-2695 (874 amino acids)
Biological process (GO): pattern specification process
Cellular component (GO): nucleus
Molecular function (GO): chromatin binding
Source: RefSeq, a predicted model, not a curated record